CCGCGUGUCCGCAUGGUUUAAACGAUAACACAUGUCAAAUGUCAAUAUUCAUUAUUCACUAUUCACUAGACCUGACAUUCAGCGUACAACGAAUAACGAUUAGUUCGAAUUCUAAUCCCUAUACUCUAUAGUAACUAGUAAGCAAAGUGAGUUGUGGUGACUAGUUUUGGUAUUUAAUUUUCUUCGGUCGGAACAACGUUGUAAAAACAGUUACUUUUAAAAUGUCUGAAUCGGAGCAUGAAAGUGAAGGAGAAAUGGUUGUUGAAGAUGAAAACGACGAAGGCGGCGAAUCGUCUGGCAUAGUUAAUAAAAAAGAACCACGACAAGUUUACUUGCCUGGUCAUCAGAUGCAGGAAGACGAGUCUUUGGUAUUCGAUCCAUCUGCCUACCACAUGCUGCAUGACAUCGAUUCCGGUUUGCCAUGUUUGAGUUUUGACGUAAUUGUUGACGACUUGGGCUGUGGCCGUAGUGAUUUUCCACACUCUAUGUAUUUGGUUGCCGGAAGCCAAGCAGAAAAACCCAAAGACAAUUGUGUGUUUGUUAUGAAGCUAUCCAACUUAAAUGCAAUUAAAAACGAUGAAAGUAGUUCAUCGGAUGAUUCAGAUGUUGAGUCUGACAGUAGUGACGAUGAAUCUAAUGAUCAACCUGUGUUACAGAUAUCUUCAAUUCCUCAUUUGGGCACUGUUAAUCGAAUUAGGAAUACUACAGUUGAUGACAAAGUAUUUGCAGCUGUAUGGUCAGAAAGAGGUAUUGUCAAUAUUUAUGAUUUAAAUAGUAAAUUGAAAGAAGUCGAAAAAGCUAAUAGAAAUCGUAAAAUUGGAAGUGAAGAAAAGAAAAAAAAGUUUGGUAAAGCUGCUCCCAAGAGAUUAAUGUCUGAACAUAAACCUUUAUAUUCAUACUCUGGACAUAGAGAUGAAGGUUUUGCUUUAGAUUGGUCUUCAAAGUCUCCAGGAUUUUUAGCUAGUGGUGAUUGCAAAGGAAAUAUUCAUACAUGGAAACCAAGUGAAAGUGGUUGGGUUGUUAAUUUACAUUCAUUAGGGGGGCAUAAAGAAUCUGUUGAGGAUUUACAAUGGUCUCCAAAUGAAGUUAAUGUGCUUGCUUCUUGUUCUGUAGACAGAUCACUAAGAAUAUGGGAUACACGGUUAGCACCAAACAAAGCCAAUAUGUUGACAAUUGCUGACGCUCAUGAUAAUGAUAUUAAUGUCAUAAAUUGGAAUAAAAAAGAUCCAUUAAUUGUUUCUGGUGGUGAUGAUGGAAAACUUAUGAUUUGGGACUUAAGACAAUUUAAAAAAGAUAAGGAACUAGCUGUAUUCAAACAUCACACUAGUGCUAUUACAACAGUCGAAUGGAGUCCAGAUGAUAGUUCUGUGUUUGCUUCUGGUGGUGAUGAUGAUCAAAUAGCAAUUUGGGAUUUAGCUGUCGAAAGGGAUACUACCAAUGAUCAAGAUGACAUAAAAGAAAUUCCACCACAGCUUUUGUUUAUUCACCAAGGACAGGAACACAUCAAAGAACUUCAUUGGCAUCCUCAAAUUACUGGAGUUCUUAUUAGUACUGCACAAACUGGUUUCAAUGUUUUUAGAACCAUAAGUAUAUAAAAAAAAAUGUAUAACAGAUAAAAAUAUAUUUAGUAUUUGCUUCUAUUUUACAAUAAUUUUUUUAACAUAUAAUAAACAUAAUACACACAAUUUAUAUUUAUGAUAAUAUAUAUGUAUUUGGAAUGA
Messenger RNA from Rhopalosiphum padi (bird cherry-oat aphid), 1721 nucleotides. RefSeq names its product glutamate-rich WD repeat-containing protein 1. The coding region runs from base 222 to 1595 and encodes 457 amino acids. NCBI's taxonomy places the organism in Eukaryota, Metazoa, Arthropoda, Insecta, Hemiptera, Aphididae. The transcript is spliced from 8 exons. Gene Ontology annotation, molecular function: protein binding. The record is from RefSeq and is a predicted model, not a curated record.